AUGUCUCUCCCCGAAGGCCAUCCUACCGUUCACGAACACUGGGGCAGGAAAUGUCCAGUCACUGGUGAUAGCCACGACUUCUGCCCUCCACAGGAGGGUGAUAUCCGCUCGGUGUGUCCAGCGCUCAACACGAUGGCCAACCAUGGGUACAUCGCCCGUGACGGAAAGAACAUCAGCGCUCAGGACAUCGUUGUCGGCCUCAAAGCAUGCUACGGCCUGUCCAACCCCCUUGCCUACUUCCUCUCCUACGUCGGUUUCAUCAUCCUGCGCAAGUUCCGACGGAUAUCCCUCGCCGAGAUCGGGAAGCACGGUGCGGUGGAGCACGACGCCAGCCUCGUGCACCAUGACACUCCGGAGGGCCAGGAGUACGCGCCGAUAGCGAUCGACCCGGCACUCGUGGAGACGUUCAUCGCCGACGUGCGACCGACUGCGAAAGAGGUGCAGGGCAGCACGGAGGACGGGGUCGAGUUCCUGAUGAACGCCGAGGACGUGGGCCGGUCACGCGUGCGCAGGGAGAAGGAGUGCAGGCCGGUGGACGCGAUUCACGCUGAGAUCGCGCGUGGGGAGAUGGCCAUCAUCCUCGGCGUCUGGGAGAAGAAGACAAGAACGAAAGCUGGCAUCCCGGUCGACUGGGUCCAGCGUUGGAUUAGUGAAGAACGCCUACCGGAGGGCUGGAAGCCAGACCAUACGGAGAACCUGCUAGAUGUCGUCAAACGCGCGAAGUCUAUCAAAGCCGCAGCGGAUAUGAUACGGCAGGAGGAGGCGGCGAACGUGCCGCCACCCAAACCGGUUUAA
Molecule: messenger RNA, 795 nt
Organism: Cyclocybe aegerita
Lineage: Eukaryota; Fungi; Basidiomycota; Agaricomycetes; Agaricales; Hemipholiotaceae
Source: the annotation of a GenBank genome assembly